Arabidopsis arenosa is the source of this 543-nucleotide messenger RNA. The record is from the annotation of a GenBank genome assembly. NCBI's taxonomy places the organism in Eukaryota, Viridiplantae, Streptophyta, Magnoliopsida, Brassicales, Brassicaceae.
AUCUCUCUCUCUUCUCACUUUUCUCUCUGCUCAGAUUUUCAAUUCACAGAGAUAGAGAGAAUGACUAAAAUCUCUGUUGGAUUGCAACUUGUGACAGCAGAUUCAAAGGAAAAACCAAACAACAUAGUGAUCAAAUCUUCACUGAGAAUAAACCGAUUCAAUCCAAUCAUCUCGGAGCUUUGUUUCCUCAAAACAUGUCAUCUCUGCAAUAAACAACUCCGUCAAGACAAAGAUGUUUACAUGUACAGAGGAGAUUUGGGAUUUUGUAGUAGAGAGUGCAGAGAAAGUCAGAUUUUGAUUGAUGAAAGAAAAGAAUUAGAGGCUUCGACGAAGAUGAUGUUGGCUUCGUAUAGACGAUGUAACUCCGGCGCCGGGAAAAGCGAGUCUCGGAAUUUGUUUGAUGAUCUCCGGCGACGACGCCAGUUAUUUAUAGUUCCUUGAGGCUUUUUUAAGCAAUCACUAAUUAUAGUUUUUUUUUGUUAAACACCUUACUAAGUUAUAAGUAAAAAGAAAGAGAUGUGUUAAUUAAAUUGUGUCAUUUUC